ACGAACGGUGAGGUGAGCGAAUGCUCCGGGAGCGAGAGUCGUCCGCCAGGAAGACAAAAAACUUUUCUACUGGAUUGGCGAGCCCGCACACUCAUACAGCUACGAGCUGAAGAAGGCACAGCCAAACUGAAAAGCGGGUUGUUGUUGGUGGAUUGUUCUAAGGACGAUGAAGUGAGAUGCGGCGCGCUCGUUGCCCGUUCGAAAGGGUGUUUCGUGCGAGAUGGAAGAGGAUGACUAUAGUUGCAAGGAACCGGAAUGUCUCGCUGGUGUGGUCGUGAUACCUGCUGGUUUUCGGCUGGGAUGUGUUUGUGAGACGGCAAUUCUUCUCCGGUGCCUUUCAUUGAAAAGUUAUGAGGUAUGGUUUGUUUUUCUACUUAGUUAGAUAUAAACAUUCGUAAGGAGUACAUGUGCACAGCGGAUUAACAUUAAUUAUAAUUUUUAUUGUUGUUUGUUUAAUUAAUAACAAUAAUAGGUGUAGUGCGUAGUGCGCGAGGCCAGUGUCGUGCGAGAGCUAGUAACCGCGAGAGUUUAGAGUGUACGCGUCCGCUGCUGAGCUAGACCAGCAACAAGCCCGGCAAGUCGAGUCUCGUGUGUCCGCUGAUCCGGCUUAAACGUCACGCUCGAUCCGCUCCGGCCGUCGAUCAGCUGUUUAAUCCUCUCCCGCGGGUUCGCUGUUUUGCUCCUAGGGAUCACUGGCAGACGUAUCGGUCAUAGAUCGAACACCUAAUCGGAGCAUCCUUUGCCGUGUUUUGAAAUCUACCCGAGUGCGGUGAUACGCAUUAACUUGGAUAAGGCCAGCAUGCUUAAGCCGUUGUAAAGGUGUGUGAACAAGAUCAACAGAAGCGGAACGAAACGAUCACUAUGACCCAAGUGCAGUGCUAAUUACGCAAAUCAAUGAAUGGGCCAGCCGUGUAGAGCAAGUGAUAUCUGAUGACACCUCCUGGAGUUCAGUGAUAAAGUGUCACCUAGGAACGGGUUGUGGGUUGAUAGCUAAACCCCCAAAAAAAGAGUUGUAACAGUGUGUUGCUAACAACCAGUAGUGCUGUGAAGUGUGAUAAAUCAGUGAGAUCAAGUGUUUCCCGAACAAACCCCAGUGAGAAUACAGAGAAUUUUGUGGUGACCAGUCCAGAGAAAUAGCCGUGAAAAUUUUUCCCUUCGGAGAGCUGCAUUCGUCGAUCGGGAGCCCCGGAAAUCCUACAGCACCAGCGCCGCCGCCUGCCAUCAUCGGUUCCCCAGAUCAGCAGCAGCAAAAAAUUAGCACCGUGGCGCUACACUCGACUGAGGCCCUGAUGGCGGGCUUUCUCAAGUCAACCGAUCUAGGUCCGCACGGUCCGCACGGAUACGGCAGUUCGCACCAUCCGCAUCAUGCCCAUCCGCACGGACCGCUGCCGCCCGGAAUGCCUAUGACAUCGCUUGCCCCGUUCGGCUUGCCCCACGGGCUCGAUGCUGUAGGAUUCCCGCAAGGUAUGUGGGGUGUAAACCCACGGAAGCAGCGGCGAGAACGAACGACCUUCACCCGGGCUCAGCUGGACGUUCUGGAGUCACUGUUCACGAAAACGCGCUACCCGGACAUCUUCAUGCGCGAGGAAGUUGCCAUGAAGAUCAACCUGCCCGAAUCCCGAGUACAGGUAUGGUUCAAGAACCGACGGGCCAAGUGUCGGCAGCAGCUUCAGCAUCAGACCUCCUCGAACCUCAACAGUAGCAAAACGUCCAGCAGUUCAUCCAGUUCGUCCACGCGGCAAUCCAACGCCGGUUCUUCAUCGUCAUCAAACAAUAACAACGCAACAGCCAGCGGUGCCAGUAGUAAUAAGUCUUCGUCGAUCGCCAAUGCGAACAAUAAGCCCACGAUCAAACACACGCCUAUGAACAACCACAAUAGUGCGUCUAGCGGUGUCGGCAGUGGGGGCGGAGCUAACGCCAGCAAUACUGGUCCGAGCAAUCAUUCGAGCAGUCAUAACGGUGCUAGUCUAGGAAUAUCCCAUAGUAAUGCCUCACCGAUCCUUCCCAUUACGCCAUCAACCUCGGUGAGUCCACCGAUCAAUGUGAUUUGCAAAAAGGAGCAACCGUCCUUCCACCACGCCGCUAACAACGAGUCGAUGAAGGCUGCUUCUGGCUAUGAUCUCCUGAAAGACCCCGAGUUAAGCCUAUCUCACCACACGCCAGCCUAUGUAAACAUCAACUCUCGGUUAGGUCAGUCAUUGGGCUCCGGUGGGGCAGGCGUGUCAAACGGGACCUCUGCGGGUAGUCUGACGCCUCUAGGAUCAAGUUCAUCGAUAAUGACACCAUCACCUCCAACCACCCCGCAAACCUCACAUAAUCCCCUGUCGUACGUGCCAAAUCACGAAACGUACAAUUUCUGGCACAACCAGUACCAGCAGUAUCCGAACAACUACAACGCGCCAUCCUAUUACAGCCAGAUGGACUACUUCCAGAACCAGAACCAGAGCAACUACAACAUGGGCCACAGCGGUUACACGACAUCGGCCAACUUUGGGCUGGCAUCGACUUCGGCCCUCACCGGACCCAUGGGAGGACAAACGUUCAGUCCCAAUGGGUUAGAUUAUAUGAAUCCCCAGGACAAAUAUGUAAACGGUAUGGUGUAAAUGAGCCCCGGGUUGUUAAUCAUAAGUUCCCAUAUCACACGACAACGAUUUAGUAUUGGGGAAAAUGUGUUGCCUUAAUUUGUUUUUAUUUGCAAAAUCUGUACGGCGACUGAUGGAGAAGGAAGAGUGUUUCCUUCAACUGGACUUUAUUCCUUCAUUUCCGCAUUUACUAAUUUAAUUUCAAAUUCUAUUGAAAUGGUAUAAAAUCCUAUCUAACAAUUUUUAUUUUUUCGUGUUGUUUCAAAGAUAUAUCUCUUAUGUAGUCCACUAUGUUGCAAGAAAUACAAAUUCUUCCUUUCUCUGAGAAGUUGUAGCGUCGUAUUCAAGGUUUACCAAUCACCCCCAAACAAAAAAAAAAGCUAUCACAUUCCAAUUCCGCCAGUCUUCUCACAACCAUAUCAUAUCGAGCGAACGAUAAUCAACCGGCUCGUUACCCUACUUGUUUAAUGUUAUUACUGCUAAACUGUGUUUGAGUUGGUCUUUUCAAUUCAAGAAAAACCAUUUAUUUAUUCGUUAGGCUGCCAUAGGACGGACGAACAAGUUGGAACCUUGGUAAAUGAAACUUCGGACGUUUCUGGGGGCUUCGACAGUUAGUGUAAAAAGAAUCAUAGUGAAUCAAUCAAAAUUGAGGAUGAAUCGAUAUCAAAUUGUUCAUAUCAGUAUUUUUUUUGAUAGGAUCAAAAAAGUGAACGCAAGUAUUUAAAACAAGUGAAGCGAAGGAAGGAAAGAAGAACAUCAUACAUCGAUUUGCAAGCGCCAAAUGUGUUACAAAAGUCUCCUUAUAAGAAAAUUUAAACAAUGCAAAAGUUUAUCGCAAGCAGGUGUCAGUCCAUUUGUGGAGCUCGAUCUGCUUCAAGCAAUUCCCGCACCAUCACCAUGGACGAGAACCAAGUGUAACACAUCAUGCAAACAUACAAAAAACAAACUGAUAUUAAAAAAAUGCUCACUCGUGUGUAGGAUAGUUAAGGCACCGCUGAACAAACUACGGUGAGAGAAAUUGUGCAAUUUAUGUUCGAGAAGGGAAAACAAAACGAAGUGAUGAUGGGAUAGGGGUUCUUUACCAGUGGGCAUGAUUUUGUGUGCUCAGUAUUCGCGUAUUCUCGUUUCCUCUCGCCAGUUAGCCGAAAUACUCAAGCAAGACUUGAUUCGUUUUAUUAGUGUUUGCUGAAAAGAUAUUUUUUUCAGUCAUAUUUUUUUAAAACCAUCAUUUUAAAGCCACUCCAUUGAAAUGCAUGGAAAUGCAAAUGGAAAAUCCACGAUAAGAUUUUAGGUAAUACUUAGCAUUAUACGAUUAAAUGAAAAUAAAGAGCCCUUCAAAAUGCUAUAUAGUUGUACAUGAACCGCUGACUUAGAGAUAAUGUAAGCAAAUGCGCACUCCCGUUCCCAAGGGAGAUCGCUAACAAGAGGUUAUCGAAUCAUGAAGCAUGCAAAAAAAACUCAAAAGCAACAUAAUGGUUACACGACGAGAGAAAAUGAUUGCUAAUUCAUGGAUAAAUAAGAUAUUGAUCGGAUAAUCUCCUAUUGUACAUAGUAAAGCGAAAUAUUAUAAAAUUAUAUUAUCUCAAAAUAAAAAAAAUAUGAAAGUAUAUUA
This is a messenger RNA of Aedes albopictus (Asian tiger mosquito), 4194 nucleotides long. It is a transcript of the gene oc, whose product is annotated as homeotic protein ocelliless. The coding region runs from base 1290 to 2603 and encodes 437 amino acids. Lineage: Eukaryota; Metazoa; Arthropoda; Insecta; Diptera; Culicidae. Gene Ontology annotation, cellular component: nucleus. The record is from RefSeq and is a predicted model, not a curated record. Gene Ontology annotation, molecular function: RNA polymerase II cis-regulatory region sequence-specific DNA binding; DNA-binding transcription factor activity, RNA polymerase II-specific. The transcript has 4 exons. Gene Ontology annotation, biological process: regulation of transcription by RNA polymerase II.